GUGUGUGAUGAUGUGGCACUGGGGGACCUGCCCCUCGCUGCUCCUACGUAUUUCCGGCUGUUUCCGCUUCCGGCACACAAACAUGGCGCCCGCAGUCCCGCUGUUAGCAGUGCGCGGUUCAGCCGGUACGUCUCUGCUGCGUGGUCCUCCGCAGUGUGAGCAACUCUCAGCCUUCACCAGGGAGGGAGUCAGCAGGUGUGUGACCUUCAGCAGAGAUGGGACGCUGUUCGGCUGCUGCAGCGGAAACAGUGUCUCUGUGAUUAAGUCUUUAGAUGCCUCCAGCGUGUUGACCUUGGACCUCCCAAAGACGAGUCUGCUGGAGUUUUCUCCUCUGAAUAACGUCCUGGUCUCCUGGCAACCAUACAGCAAGAGUCAGGACAGUACUCAGGGUGAGGCGAACCUCCAGCUGUGGGACUUACAGAGCGGUCAGCUGAUCAAAGCUCUGUAUCAGAAGAAGGUCACUUCAUGGUGUCCCAGCUGGUCCGAGGACGAGAAGAUCUGUGUGAGGAGUGUCAACAACGAGCUGCACUUCUACGAGAACAACGACUUCAAUUCUAUAGCCAACAAGCUUCACAUGCAGAAGGUCUCAGACUUCGCUCUGUCUCCUGGAGGUCAGCCCAGCAAGGUUGCCGUCUACGUCCCGGGGAGUAAAGGAGCCCCCUCGUUUGUCCGUCUGUACCAGUACCCAGUUCUGGGCGGUCCGACGGCGGCGCUCGCCAACAAGAGCUUCUUCAAGGCUGACAGAGUGUCCAUGUUGUGGAACAAGAAAGCCUCGGCAGUUCUGGUGACGGCGAGUACAGAGGUGGACAAGACCGGAGCUUCUUACUACGGCGAGCAGACACUGCAUUACCUCGCCGUGAAUGGAGAGACCGCUGUGGUCCAACUGCCAAAAAACGGUCCGAUCUACGACGUGGCGUGGAGUCCAACCUCCACAGAGUUCUGUGUGGUGUUCGGCUUCAUGCCUGCCAAGGCCACCGUCUUCAACCUGAAAUGUGACCCAGUGUUCGACUUCGGAACGGGACCGAGAAACGCCGCCUACUACAGUCCUCAGGGCCACAUCCUGGUCCUGGCCGGCUUCGGGAACCUGCGGGGUCAGAUGGAGGUCUGGGACAUGAAGAAGUACAAACAGGUGUCCAAACCUCAGGCUCCAGACGCCACCCAUUUCUCCUGGUGUCCUGAUGGCGAACACAUCGUCACGGCGACCUGUUCUCCCCGGCUGCGUGUCAGUAACGGUUAUAAGAUCUGGCACUACACCGGCUCCCUGCUGCACAAGGUGGACGUGGCGACCGGCUCGGAGCUGUGGGAGGUUCUGUGGCAGCCGUUCCCCGACGGCAGCUUCCCUGAGCGAGCCGUGAAGUACCAGGCAGCGCCCAGUGAGCUGGGAACCACGCAGGCCCUGCCCACACAGGCAUACCGCCCACCUGCACUCAGACACCUGCCAGCCACACCCAGCUCCAAACUACAUGAGGAGGAGCCCCCUCAGAACAUGCGUCCAGGUGUUUCAGGGGAGAAGAAUCUUUCUAAAUCAGCUCUGAAGAAUCAGAAGAAACGAGAAGCAAAGAAAGCAGCGAAACAGCAGGAAUCAAAGUCUGAACCUCCGCCUGACCCCGUCCCCGUCACCAACAGCCAACCAGAACCGAGCAGCGGCGACCCAGAGACAGACAAGAAGAUAAAGAAUUUAAAGAAGAAACUUAAAGCCAUCGAGGAGCUGAAGGAGCAGCAGGCGUCUGGGAGGCUCCUGCAGAAGAACCAGCUGGAGAAGAUGCAGAAGGAGCAGCAGCUGCUGGACGAACUGGACGAAUUGAACAUCGGAGAGUAGAGGGUGGAGCUACAGGCCACGCCUCGAAAUCCCACGAUCUGUGUGUGUGUGUGUGUGUGUGUGUGUGUGUGUGUGUGUGUGUGUGUGUGUGUGUGUGUGUGUGUGUGUGUGUGUGUGUGUGUGUGUGUGUGUGUGUGUGUGUGUGUGUGUGUGUGUGUGUGUGUGUGUGUGUGUGUGUGUGUGUGUGUGUGUGUGUGUGUGGUUCAUCAGUUAAUAAAGUCUUUGCGAUCAAA
Molecule: messenger RNA, 2052 nt
Organism: Scophthalmus maximus (turbot)
Lineage: Eukaryota; Metazoa; Chordata; Actinopteri; Pleuronectiformes; Scophthalmidae
Gene: eif2a
Product: eukaryotic translation initiation factor 2A
Exons: 16
Coding region: 8-1819 (603 amino acids)
Biological process (GO): translational initiation
Cellular component (GO): cytosolic small ribosomal subunit
Molecular function (GO): tRNA binding; translation initiation factor activity; mRNA binding
Source: RefSeq, a predicted model, not a curated record